GGGAGCCUAGCCAGGGGCCCAUGCCCACUGGGACCAUUGUGUGGCCUCAUUAUAUCAGUGUUGAAGGCCCUGAGGCCCUCAGAAGAGUGACCCCUCCUCCUGCAGGCCCAGAAGCUUCUGGCACCUCCUUCACCCCCCUCGUGGUGGUUCUCUCAGUUAACAGAGAAGCCAGAGUCCUCACCCCAGGUCCCCACCAGCAUCAGGGACCUGAGCAGCUUCUCGUGUCCAGGUCACCACAGGGCCUCCUGCCCCUCUGACGCCAGCCCUCAGUAUGCAGGACUCCCGGCCCCCAUCUGGGCUACUCACCCCCCACAAGUCCUCCUCCGGCCCUGGGCCCCCCGGGCUACUCACCCCCCACAAGUCCUCCUCCGGCCCAGGGCCCCCCGUCGCCACCCACACUUCAGCCCCGGGCAUGGUCCCCCGCAAGCGCACCACCCCGAACUUCCGCCGCAUGCGCAGGAUCAUUGCAGAAGACACCGAGUGGUCGCUGGCCAUCGUGCCCCUCCUCACGGAGCUCUGCAUAGAGAACAUCAUCAAGAACUUCCGGAUAAACCCGAUCCUGAAACAGCUGCCCCCAGAAUACCAGCAGAAGGUCCUGAGCCACCUGCCCCCGGACCUACCGCUGGCUGUGACUGCCAACCUCAUUGAAGACGAGGGCUACUGGCGCCGCUGCUGCCUGCAGCGCUGGCCUGUGUGCCACGUGUCCCGGCACGGCGGUAGCUGGAAGCACCUGUUCUUCGAGAGGCACCUGGAGGGGCUGCUGCGCCACUUCAUUCCUGGCACCACAGACCCCAACACCAUCCUCGACUUGCUGCCCCUUUGCAAGGACUUUGUUCACAGCCUCCGCGUGGACCAGCUCCUCCCGCCCGUGCACCUGCCACCCACACCCCGCACGGCAGGAGAGCAGUCGGACUCAGGCAGUGAGGGGGAAGCCGAGGAAUCCAGCGCUGACCACUAUGCGCUGGGCCCGCUGGUGGCAGGCCUGAGCCAGCUGGAGGAGCUAGACCUGGUGUACGGCGUCAAGGAUUGUGGCAUGAACUUCGAGUGGAAGCUCUUCCUCUUCACCUACCAAGACUGCCACUCCCUGGCGGCCACCAUCAAAGCCUGUCACACACUCAAGAUCUUCAGGCUGACCCGCAGCCACGUGGAUGAAGAGAAGGCCCGCAUUCUGAUCCGCAGUCUGCUCGACCACCCGACCCUCGAGGAGCUGGACCUAUCACACAACCUCAUUGGGGACCGCGGGGCACGCGGUGCUGCCAAACUGCUCAGCCACAGCCGGCUGCGUGUGCUCAACCUGGCCAACAACCGGGUGCGUGCGCCUGGGGCCCAGGCACUGGCUCACGCCCUGGAGCACAACACCUGCCUUCUCUCCCUCAAUCUACGCCUCAACUGCAUCGAGGACGAGGGUGGCCAGGCCUUAGCACACGCCCUGCUGUCCAAUGCGUGCCUCACCACCCUGCACCUGGGUGGUAAUGAGCUGUCUGAGCCCACAGCCACGCUCCUGUCCCAGGUCCUCUCAGUGAACACCACGCUCACCAGCAUCAACCUGUCCUGUAACCACAUUGGGCCGGAUGGCGGGAAGCAGCUUCUGGAGGGUGUGGCAGACAACAAGACCCUCUUGGAAUUCGACUUGCGCCUGUCAGAUGUCACCCAGGAGAGCGAGUACCUCAUCAGCCAGGCCCUCCAUGCCAACCGGGAAGCUGCCCGCCAGCGGGCCUUGAAUCCCGGCCACUUUGUGCUACCCGUCACUGUCAAUGGCCCUGGGAAACUUGUGGCAUAAGGAAUUCGGCAGAUGGAGAGGACCCCAAGGGAUCGUACAUGCCUAACUCUCACACAUGCUGCCCAUGUGGGUGAUUCUCCUCCAUCUUCUCA
Molecule: messenger RNA, 1872 nt
Organism: Octodon degus (degu)
Lineage: Eukaryota; Metazoa; Chordata; Mammalia; Rodentia; Octodontidae
Gene: Tcte1
Product: t-complex-associated-testis-expressed 1
Exons: 6
Coding region: 272-1780 (502 amino acids)
Biological process (GO): flagellated sperm motility
Cellular component (GO): sperm flagellum
Molecular function (GO): protein binding
Source: RefSeq, a predicted model, not a curated record